AUGGGAAACAAAGAACUCAAAUUACUUAAUUACAAUUCAUAAGACCCAGAUUUAAUCUAAUUUAGAUAAUUGUACAUGCGCUAUCCUAAAUCUAAUAAACUCAAUAAAUCAUAAUUCAUUUCAAAUACUUAAGAGCUUCUUGAAUAUGAAAUUCUCAUUCAUAAUGAAGCUUUUUCAGAAGUUUUUGAGCGUAAUCAUUACAUCAAUCUCAAAAAGACAUAAAUGAAAGUCGAUAUUGAUUUCACUAGAUUUUGCAGUGGUUUUCAUGGACAACAAAUGAGAUUAUUAGGUUAUAAUACACUAUUAAAUGAAAAAAAAUCCAUUGGUAAAUUUAUGCGUCUUAAAGACUUUGUUGAACUUGUAACAGAUAAUUAAAAGAUUAGAAUUUUAGAUUUAAGCGAUCACUCUUUUUAAUUCACUCGCAAACUUAACCCAGAAGAUAAACUACGAAUAGAAUAUAGAUAUAUACUUAAGCACGAAAUUCUAUAAAAUAAUGUUCGCAUACUAUGUUUGUAACUCAAUCCAGAAUGUCCUUAUAAAAUUUCAAUCACUACCCCAGAACUUUAAUCUGUUAUAUCCCCCACUCAUAAAUUAUAGAUAAAUGAUAACCAUAUUUAGUGUAAUUUUAAUAAGGGAACAGAUUCCUCUUUAUUUAUUUUAUUAUUUACAAUAAAGACAGAAUUGAUAUGUACGAAAAUACAAUUUGGUGCUCCAGGAUAUUCAAUUAAUUAAAAAUAUUGUAUGUAUUUAAAUCUACCAUUACCUACUAUAAUGUAUGAUGAAAUGAUUUAUUUUAAUUGUGAAGAUCCUCAAAAAAAUUAAGAAUAGGAAACAAUGGAAUCAAUGCCUUCUUAUUCAAGUAUUAGUCCGGAAUCAAUAAAUUAGCAUAAUUGGCCUUAUUUUUUCAAUAUAACUCCAAUAACAAAUUAAAGAAAUAUAACAUUUUUUUUAGAUCAGAGUAAUUCAAUGGAGGGAACAAAAAUAACAUUAGCUAAAUAAGGAUUAUAAUUAUUUAUAAGAUCUUUACCAUCAGAAUGUUAUUUCAAUAUUUAUAGUUUUGGAAGUAAAUGGAGAAAGAUGUUUUAAACUUAUUAAAAGAUAUGUGAGCCAGUUUUAAAAUAAUGUGAAAGAGAGAUAAAAAUGAUGGAAGGUAAUAUGGGAAGCACUUUUUUAUUAGGUGCAAUGAAUGAUGCAUUAUUGAAUUCAGUAAAAUCAUCAGAUACAACAUGGUUUAUAUUAACAGAUGGUCGUAUAGCAGAGAUUGAAGAGAUAUUUACUUUAUUGAAAUAAAAUGCUCAUAUAAGGGUAUAUUCUUUAGGAUUUGGAUUAGAAUUUGAUUAAGAAAUAGUAGAAUAAUUAGCGAGUUUAACAAAUGGAAGGUAAGAAUAUAAUAUUUAUAUGUUAUAGUUGUACUUUCUGUGAAAAUAUUUAAUCAUUAAAUUCAUAAAUGAUUUAAUUGUUGUAAUAGGCAUUAUUGCCAAAAUUUAAAAUGAAUGUAAAAUUUGAUAAUCAUAUGCAUAUUACAACAAUGUUUCCGAGUCCAAAUAGACCUUAAAGAGAAUUACUUUGUUAUUUAGAUAAUUAGUAAUUGUAAGAGUAAUCAGAAAUUGAAUUAGAAAUUAGUUUUGGAAAUGAAAAUGAACCUCAAGUUAUUUAAUAAUAUAAGUACAAUAUUAAAGAUACUUAAACCAAUUAUUUAUUACAUCUCUAUGGUUAUAUAUAAAUUUUAGAGAAGAUUUUGGACGAAAUUUGGUAUUCAGAUUAAAUAUCUACAGUGUUAAGUAACUAAAUAAAGAAUUAAUUUGAUAUAAAUAAUCCAUUAUUAUUGUUGUUUUUUAAUCCUCUUAAUAUUUUGAUGAUUGAUAAUUGUGCUGUGAUUUGUAAUAUUAAUAUUGAAAAUCUAUAGAAGGUAAUAAAUGAAUAAAAGAAAUCAAGAGAUUAUUUAGGUUUACUGUUGUAAUAUAUAAGUGAAUAAACAUAUGAGUAAGCUAUUAAAUGUAUAAAUGCAAAUGAGAAAAUAUGUGAAUAAUCUAUUUCUAUUGAAAUGGGUUCUAGUUAUACAUAGGCUAAUUAAGAUUAUUUAAUUAAAGUAAUUUAAACUUAAUAAAUUGAUGGAUCUUUUAUGGAUUAAGAAGCACUUGCAUUAGUUUGUCCAAGCAAAUCAAUGAAUGCAAUUUUAGCUAAAAUGCCAGAAUCUAAUUAAAGUUAAAGUCUGGUUAAUGGAAGAUAAACAUAAUAAUUACCAGAUUUCCUUUUAACUUAAAUCUGGGUUACUGCUUUAGUCAUUGCAUAUUUAAAAAAGUACUAAAGAUAAUAAAGAGGAUAAUGGAUCAUAAUUUAUAUUAAAGCUAUUAAUUUUAUUAAACAAUAUUUAAAGAAUUGGUAAUCCUUACUUUACAAAGCCAGAAUUGAAUUAAUUAAUGCAGGUCUUAAAUGA
Messenger RNA from Paramecium sonneborni, 2437 nucleotides. Lineage: Eukaryota; Ciliophora; Oligohymenophorea; Peniculida; Parameciidae. The record is from the annotation of a GenBank genome assembly.